CGUCCAUGUCAAGUAAAGUAAGCGAGUUUUCGACUCUGUAAUUUAAGAUCAAUAUAAAUUAAAAAUGCGGAUUCUCAUAUAAGUUACAGAAAUUGUGUUAUCGGACAAUCAUGAACUUGAUCAAAAGAUGUUAGUGUGAUUAUACGUGUUAAAAGGGCUUGGGCCAUAAUACCUUGCAUCGUGAACACUUGAAGUACAUUGCCGUAGAGAAAUGACGGGACAGUCCUUUAUCUUGAACAAAGUGAAGUGUUAGCCCUUAAUUGUGUGAACUCGUUUUUGUCAUUAUGUAGUAAAGACGUUCAGUUUUUAUUACGUUUAUUUUAAUAAAUACUGCAUUUAGGAGUUUACUUAGUUAUUGUUAUGUCGUCGAGAUGAUGUGGUUUUGCGCAGCGGUGGCGGCCGCGGUGAUAGCCGCCUUGAAUGUACACGGGGAACAAGUUAUGCUUCUUGACACAACAACAGAAUCGAAUCUCGGAUGGACACGUUAUCCUUAUGGCCCACAAGCAAAUACGCCUGGUUGGACGGAAGAAUCUUAUACUAAUUUCGAGAAACUAAUAAAUUGGCGAUCUUACGUGGUGUGUGAUGUUGCACACCAUAAUGUUAAUAAUUGGUUAUGGACACCAUUUAUAGAGCGAAGAAAUGCAAAUCGAAUUUAUAUUGAGAUUAAAUUUACCAUUAGAGACUGUUCACUUUUCCCAGGCAAUGCACUAAGUUGUAAGGAGACAUUCAGUUUGCUAUACUAUGAGUUUGAUGUUGCUACAAGAGAACAACCACCAUGGGAGCCAGAAAGCUAUAAAUUAGUUGGCCGAAUUGCAGCUGGAGAAGGGAGAUUUAACACAAAUUCAGAAGUUAACAUUAAUACUGAGGUAAAAAGUAUAGCAGUGACAAAACGCGGUGUUUAUAUUGCAUUUAGAGACCAAGGAGCUUGUAUUUCGAUUUUAGCAGUGAAAGUUUAUUACAUAACUUGUCCAGAAGUAACAAUCAACUUUGCGAAAUUCCCUGCUACUCCUACAGGGCGUGAAGUAACAGUAAUAGAACAAGCCAAUGGAACUUGUGUUGAGAAUGCUGAAACAGCAUCAGGUGAGGCAUCUCCAGUAUAUUUAUGUAAAGGUGAUGGUAAAUGGACCCUGCCAAGUGGUUCUUGCAAAUGUCGAGCUGGUUAUGAACCUGAUCAUAAUAAUCAAAUCUGUAUUGAAUGCUCUCCUGGUAAAUUUAAAUCUCAUACUGGAGAUGAACCUUGCAUACCAUGUCCUGAUUAUUCAGAGACUACAGCAUAUGCAUCAGCAGAAUGUAAAUGUGUUCCUGGGUUUUAUAGAGCCAAAAAAGAUCUCAAAAAUAUACCUUGUACCCAGCCACCUUCAGCACCCGAUAAUUUAACUGUAACAUUUGCUGAUCAAUUUUCAAUAUCACUUGCAUGGCAACCUCCCCAUAAAACCGGUGGCCGUACUGAUGUGACAUACAAAGUUCAUUGCUUAAAUUGUGGCCCUAAUGUUGAAUAUAGACCUUCUGCUUCUGGCCUAAAUUCAACCAGAGUAACCAUAAUGGGGUUAGAUCCAGUAACAGAAUAUAAAUUUCAAGUUUUUGCUUUAAAUGGUGUUACUGACUUGACCGGUGAACCAGCCAAGAAAAUAGAAAUAACAGCGGUCACUGAAGCCUCCGUUGUCAGUGUCAUUACUAAGUUAAGAGUUGUAAGUGUAGAAAAUGACAAACUGGCACUUGCCUGGAAUCCACCACCAAUAGACUUAACAGAUCCAGAUGAUGCCAUAGAAAGUUAUGAAGUGAAAUGUUUCCCAAAAGAUAAUCUGGAAAAGAGUGCUAAUGCAACAGUCAAAAUUACUAAAGAACCUCAUGUUAUUAUUACUGGUUUAAAGAGGGAUACAGAGUAUGGUAUUAGAGUGAGAGCUAAGAUGAAAAGAGGCUGGGGAGAAUUGAGUGGAAUUGUUUAUGCCAGAACGGGAUCUGUGCUUGAAACAUCAUUUGUUGGUGAGGAAGAAGGAGCACAAGUACGAUUAGUAGCAGGUGUAAUGGUAGCAGUUGUUGUGCUCUCAGUAGUUGCAAUUAUUGCUACUGUUUUGUUUUUGCGGUCACGAGCAGAUGAUGAAUGUGAUAAAAAACAACCAAGUGAUUGUAAUGCAUUAAAUUAUCGUAAUGGGGAAGUUUACACUGGUCCAGACAGACCUGCAAAAACAAGUAGCAAUGCUACCACACCUCUUUUUGCAGGAACAGGUUCCAGGACGUACAUAGAUCCACAUACCUAUGAAGAUCCUAAUCAAGCUGUACGAGAGUUUGCACGUGAAAUUGAUGCAUCUUGCAUAACAAUAGAGGCAAUUAUUGGUGGUGGAGAAUUUGGAGACGUUUGCAGGGGAAAACUUAAAUUGCCUGCUAGUUGUGGUCAAGAAAUUGAUGUGGCUAUUAAAACACUCAAACCUGGAUCUACUGAGAGAGCAAGAAGAGACUUCCUUGCAGAGGCGUCUAUAAUGGGACAAUUUGAGCAUCCUAAUGUCAUAUUUCUACAAGGGGUUGUAACAAAAUGCAAUCCAAUUAUGAUUAUAACAGAAUUUAUGGAAAAUGGUUCUUUGGAUACUUUUCUACGUGCUAACGACGGCAAGUUUCGUGUUUUGCAGUUAGUAGGUAUGUUACGUGGUAUUGCCACUGGAAUGCAAUAUUUAUCAGAAAUGAAUUAUAUUCACCGUGAUCUAGCUGCAAGAAAUGUUCUUGUAAAUUCACAACUUGUAUGUAAAAUUGCCGAUUUCGGUUUAUCACGUGAAAUCGAAUCAGCUGCAGAUGGUGCUUAUACCACACGUGGAGGAAAAAUACCAGUACGCUGGACAGCUCCUGAAGCAAUUGCAUUCAGGAAGUUCACUUCAGCAAGUGAUGUAUGGUCUAUGGGUAUUGUUUGUUGGGAGGUUAUGAGUUUUGGUGAACGUCCAUAUUGGAACUGGAGCAAUCAGGAUGUCAUUAAAUCUAUAGAAAAAGGAUAUCGACUACCAGCGCCAAUGGAUUGUCCAGAAGCAGUUUACCAGUUAAUGUUAGAUUGCUGGCAAAAAGAACGUACCCAUCGACCUACUUUUGCGAGCAUAGUAAAAACACUAGAUAAGCUUAUUCGUUGUCCCGACACUUUAAGAAAGAUAGCUCAAAAUCGUUCUGCCGAUCCACUUGCAGGUGAUACACCUGAUUUGAUUCAAUUUUCUUCAGUUGAAGAAUGGUUGGAGUGCAUCAAAAUGUCUCGUUACAUUGAAAAAUUCAGAGCAGCCGGUAUAUCGGAUAUGAACGCCGUCGUUGACCUUACAGUUCACCAGCUAGCUUCAUUAGGAGUGACUCUAGUUGGACAUCAAAAGAAAAUUAUGAACAGUGUUCAAAGUAUGCGUGCUCAAAUACGCGUUAGUGGCCCAUAUGGUUUUCUUGUUUAAUAAAGUGUUAAAGCAUUGCUAGUGUCUGUAAGAAGAAAACCAUUGGAUGUUGAUCUCCCAUUAAACGUGAUUGGAAUACAGUGAUUAAUAUUAAAAAAUGAUGCAUUUGUAUAUUUUUCUAAAAAAGAACUCAUAAGAAUAGACAAUUUUGGUGAACAUUGUUGUCUUUCAAUAGAUUUUAAGUAAAUUUAUCUUGACAUGCUAUUUGAAUUUGUUUUUUUACUCUUAAACAAACAACAAUUUUGAAUACAACUGGAAGCCUACGAUUUUAAAAACCAUUGUUAAUAUGUAAAGUCUUGCUGUUGUAUUGAAAUAAAAAUGACGAUAAUUUUUUGUUGUAAGUAAGAAAUACUUUUUAAAUUGGAUAUAAGAAACAAAGAGCUUGUUUCAAUAACAUGAAUAGAAAAGGCUUUAUUUACAUAUACUGUUUGAUCCCUUAUUUUAUAUUUUUUAGUCUUUAAACAGAAAUAUGUUACAGCUAAAAAUGCAGCUAAUCAUAAACAAUUGUAUAAGGGCCUAAAAAUUUAGAAUAUUUAUUUAUAUAAAAACCAUAGCUUUAUAAACCGUCUUGCUACUACUGUACAUCGAAAUAAAUGCCAAUAUUUUUUUUAGAUAAAUAAUUUCUAUGUUACUUUUCAAAACAAAUAUUUGGAAUAUGUUGAAAUUUUAUGUAACUGACGAAGGCUACUGGUGUAUGAUAAAUGAAACAAAGGAAAAAUAACUUUCUUAAUAAAUUUUUUUGUAGUAACACUAAAAUAUAUAUAUCUCUUAAAUAGAACAAAAUCCAUUACAUUUGUAAAUUUUUUGAUUUUCCAAGUAAGCAAUGACAUUUAAAAUAGAUUUAAAAAAGAAGGAUAUAGUGUAAGAGUAACUAACAUCUUUAUAUAGAAACAUUCCGACUAACAAGUAUAAUUUUUUUCUUUUUAAGAAUAUACAUUGUAGGUAGCUAAAUUUGCUGUAAUAAUUUUGAUAUAUGAUUGUGUUUAUUAAAGUUUAAAUUUUUAUAUAAGGAUAAUAAUGUUUUAGUAUAAGAAUGUAUAAGAAAUACUCAAAAGUCUAUGCCAGUCAUAAGAUUUUAUUUAUCCAAAAUUCGAUUUUUAUAUGAGUAUACUGCCAUUGUGAUCAGACUCAAGUACUUAAUAAACUUAUAAACUUGCCACAAUUUAAUCGCAUUUGUUUAAGUUUUUACUUUUUUAUGUAAAUAAGGCUGAAUUUACUCAUAUGUGGUAUGUGUUAUGUUAGUGUAAAACUUUGCUUUAAUAUAUUAGAUUUUUCAUCAAAAUUUUAUAUGUACUGUACCUAGUUUUUGAGUGAUCCGAGUGUUUGAUUAUGGCUGUGUAGUACAGAUCAUUUUAAAAAUAUUGUUUGAAGUACUAUAAUAAAACUUAAUUUUUAUAUAUUAACUUAAAACUGAAAAUGUAAUUUUUAGUUAAACCACAUGAUUUGAUUUUGUGUCGUAUCUACGAUACUUUUUUAUGUGUAGACAUUUUCUUAUUUAAAACUUUUAAACAAUUUUAUAGAAUAGCCUAGGAUAAAUAAAUAAUACUGCCAAUAUAGUCAUAAGAGCUUUGUAUUCCCAGCUUGUGAGGGUCAUGGGUGCGAUCGCUUACUUAUGAUGUGAAUGCUAUGCGAGUUCAUUAAUAUUAUAAAUUUAAAUGCUGAGCGAUUUAUUAUUAAUGGGUAUGAAGUGGUUUGCGAAUUUCGUAUAAAAUUCUCCUUAGUAUCUUGUUUGCUUUAUAAGUUUUUUUUAGGGUGUUGAGUGUUAACAUUCAUAAAUUUGAAUCAAUUCAAACGUGUUCUAACGUUAUUUAUAAUAAACAUUUUAUUUACGCGAAGCUUUCAAUCGAACAAAUAAAUUAUAUAUACAUACAAAGCGAUUAAAAUUUAUUCUAUAGUACUCGACAGAUUUACAUGCGAGCCAUUUUUUCAUCAUUUUCGUGCUAUUAAUAUGUUUAAUAUAUUAUUAUGACACAAUCAUUAACAUUUGAAUAUUUUUUACAUCUUCUUUAUUUAAUGCCAGUUCCCAAUUUUUUGUUUACCUAAUUUUAAUAUACUUCUUUCAAACCGUUACUAUUAUUCAAGUAAAAUAUAUAAUAGUGGUAAGCUCUAAUUUUCUCCAUUAUUGGGUUUUUCAUCGUCUCAAGAAUUUUUAUAAAUAGUAGUGACAUUUUCUGAGUUAAUUGUAUUAAAUUUCUAUGCGGGUAAUAUAAACACGAUAUACAAAAGUUGUUCAAAUGUUACAAAGAACGUAGACGCGAGACGUAAAUUUUAUAAACCAUUCGUAUAUCUUCGUUAAACUUCGUCACGUACGUAUGUAGCGUCGCGAUUACUUUCGGCUUAUUUAUUCGCCACGAGAUACUCGAGCCCGAUGACGUCAUUUGGCCACUGUCUGACUUGUCUUGUAAUGUAUAUAUUUUACAGGUAAAAGAUUUAAAUGAUCCGCUUAUAAAAAUAUGUAAUACAUUUUAAGCACGUAUUAAUUGUCAAGUAGCUAAAGUUUAUUGAUACACCUGUAGUAGGAAAAUUGUAUCAAAAUACAUUUAUGAUUAAAAAAACCUUUCAAAUAUUUAUAAAUCAGUUUAAAGACUAAGUAACUGAUACUUACUGAUACUGAUAUGAUAUAUAUAUAUACUUUUUUCUCUGGAUAGAAAACUUUAUGUCUGAUAAGUCUUAUGUGGAAGUCUCCCAUCUUCCUAAGAAAACUUUCUCUUCCUAAAGUUGAAACUAUUGUUUCCUUUACAGUUGCUUCUUGUUUUUACCAAACUUUGUUUCUAACGUCCUCCCCUUUUCAAAUAAGUUGUGCAUGACGCAAAAAAAUGAUGAAAACUUUUGUCAAUCUAGAAUUAUUUAAAUUGAUCAUUAAACGAAAUUACCAAUUUAAAUGUAUAGAUUUUAAAAUUGAUGUCAUAUUGGUGAAUAAUCUAAUUUUUUACUUUAUGAUAAUUUUAAAUCUACCGUAUUCCAGACCAAAAAUCGAACACAUGCAUCUGCUACAUAUUAUACCGGUAUACAUUGCCACAAUAUAAAUCAACGUAUAAGAUUUGAAUUAAUCCACAAUUACAGUUUAUUUUCAAAAGGUUUGUAAUUGGCUUUGAAAAGCUUUAAAUUAUUUAUUUUAAGCAAGAGAGUUCUUUGUGCUUUGUCAAAUAUAUAUUCUGUUAAAAUACCUUGCCAGUGUCUUCCAUGAUCCACUUCUCUAUUGAAGUAGUCUAAAUUAAAUUUUUCAUAAAAAAAAUAUACUCGAAUAAAUGAUAAGGAUGUGUGUUUAAGCUCGUUAUAUUUAAAGAAAAAAAUGCCACCUUAAAGAUAAUACAACAAUUUGUUGGAUUGCCAUAUGAACUUUAUUAAUUUCUUCUGCCUUAUAUAAACUAGUCACUAUUAUUGCCACUAGAUUUCAGUGAAGUAUUUAACUCUGUUGAUUUGGACGUAUAAAGAACAGCUGAACUGUUCUUAAAUUUGUCAACAUGUAUCGGAUGUUAUUCAGUGUAGACUUUCUUGCUUGCUGAGUGCUAAGGUCGAAUCAUCUCUCCCUGUUACAUAAAUUGCCGGUGUUUUGUGUGGUGUCCCAUUUAUUUACCUCUUUUCUAUUUUUAUUUUCCUAAUCCAGCAUAAGACACCAGUCGAACCUUCGACUAAAUAGUGACUUAUAAACGAAUUAUUUUCGGACUGGGUAAAUUUGAUCAUAUAUUUAAAUACCAAGCAGGACUUGGAAGGAUAAGGUUACACUAUAUUGCACAUAUUAUUUUCGCCCUUUUCCAAUCCCUUUUCUUCCUUUUCCCCCUUAUAAUCCUUUAACCCCUACUAAUAACUCUUUUUUAUCUCCACCUUAAUCUUUAAACGCGUAUUUGUCAAUCGGCUGGAAUCGCCGAUUCUUGUUACCUGCAAUACUGUAGUUCGUCUUUAAUUUUAAAUUAGCAAAACUGUUCAAAUAACCUUAAUGAUGAAAUUGAUUAUUCAUGUUAUCUCCCUAUGUUUUCAAAUGUCGUUAAUAUUGCUUAUCACUUUACCCAUAUUAUAUUACCUUGGAAAUAUUUAAGCAUGUUCGUUAAUAUUUUGCAUUAUCCCAUAUUGUGGUCAAUCAACUCGAAUAAUCUAAAGUUGUCUUUAAGAGAUUGCACAUAGCAAUAAGACCGCCUUUGAUGCUUUUCCUCGGAUUUUUUUUUUAACUAAUAUCAGUACGAUUGUUUUAUUUCUGCGUGUGCAAUAAUAAUAAAAAAAUAGUAAUAUUCAUUACCUAUAUAAAUAUUUUAAAUGUAACGUAAAAAAUUACAAAGUCGGUCUUAUAACACCAAUUAUCAUAUCCAAUAAUCAAAGUAGAUAAAAUAUUUAUAUUGAUAGUAAUAUUAAUAGGUCGAAAGCAUAUUAUUUAUGACCUCGAUUAUUUUCAAAGUUAUGGAGAUGAUACGAUUUUUGAUACAAUGGACAAAAAAAAUUUAGAUAUUUAUAAAAAUUGCUUGUCCAGUAUUGUAAUUGGUUUUUAGUGUAAUAUUAAAAUAUUUAUUUUUUAUUAAUAUAGUGAUAUAGAAAGAAUCAAUUUUUUUCUUUUCAAUUUAAUGUAUGAAUGUAUUUAUGUUUAUAAUCAUAUUUUAAUGUUAAUUUUAUAUUCAAACCUAAUUGUUUCUCAGUAUUGCGUUUUUAUACAUUUUCUAACUUGAUGUCGUUAAUAAUGUAUGUGGUUGUACAUUGUGUCUCCGAUAAUAAUCUAUACGCCUAAAGCAAUAAAUUCGCCUCUCUUAGAAGGAUGUAAGACACAUUUGUAUAAGAAUAAAUUAAAAUGACAUAGUUUGUAUAUUUGUAGCGUCUUUCCUCGUCAUUUUUUUAUUAAUAUUAAUUCAAAUUUUUGAUUAAAGGAUAUAACAGUUUUGUUAUCCGAGUAUUUAUAAAAAUGUUUUAAACUAUAUUAAUACGUCGAUGAGGAAAGUUCGCAUUCUUUAUAUGUGAUACUGUAAGAAUAAAGGCCAUACUCAGAACUAAAUGAAUAUUUAGUAUGUAAAAUUGCUUACGCGAGAGUUGUCGUAGAGCUAAUCAUUAUUGUCAUUUAUUAAAUUGAAUAGUUGACCUGUAGUAACACCAAUCAUAGCCUAAUUACUUGUAAUUCAUAGAGUGAUCUAGUUUAAUAAUAAUUAUUAUAAGAUUUUUUAUAUAUAGAGAGCUAUUACGGGGGCACUGAUUGCGCCUUUUGGAUGGAGAUGUUUUAAUUUAUUUAAAAUAUCUGUUAUACUUUCGAAUAUAAGAAGAUUUAUAAUGGAAAUGAUGUGAAAUUAAAGAAGUUGCUAAUAUCAAGAGCCGAUUGUGUCACAAUGCCCCCGAGUAGUUACAGAUCGUUAAAAUAUAACUUAGGCAGCCUAAAUUUUUAAAUCGGAUUAGAUACAAUCAAUGAAAGUGUAAGCUUGGCUAUAAUUUAUGUAAUAAAUAUUGA
Nymphalis io (European peacock) is the source of this 8829-nucleotide messenger RNA. RefSeq names its product ephrin type-B receptor 1-B (gene Eph). The coding region runs from base 372 to 3410 and encodes 1012 amino acids. NCBI's taxonomy places the organism in Eukaryota, Metazoa, Arthropoda, Insecta, Lepidoptera, Nymphalidae. Gene Ontology annotation, cellular component: neuron projection; plasma membrane. The transcript has a single exon. Gene Ontology annotation, molecular function: protein binding; transmembrane-ephrin receptor activity; ATP binding. Gene Ontology annotation, biological process: axon guidance; cell surface receptor protein tyrosine kinase signaling pathway; protein phosphorylation. The record is from RefSeq and is a predicted model, not a curated record.